UCUGCUCUCUCUCUUUCUAUCUCUGUCUCUGGUUCACUCCAAUUGUGAGUGAAAAGCAGUUCUGUAGAAUUUAGAUUCAUUUCUUCGCGGCUGAUUGUUUGCUUUCUUUUGCCCUUUUCCUUUGUUGCUCUUGGGCCUCAAGGAAGAGGAAAAAAAGGAACAACUGGUCUUUCACGCUUUUAUGUUUUAUUUAAGCUUGCUUCGGAUUCGUCGGAUUCUCUCUGUUUUCUACAAAUAUUUCACUUGGGUUUUUUAGUUUAUUUGGAUUUUUUGAAUUCCGAUUUGCCUUUGCGGUUUUUGAUUUCUGGGUUUUCCUUUUCUCCACCUUUUUUCUUCUCUAUGGGUUCCUCUUUCUCUAUUCGUCUGCCCCUUUUAUAGAUAGCUUGGGCCUUGGGGAGUUGCCCAUACAAGUCCUAAUUAUUUCUACCCUUCUCCUUUGCUUUCUCUCCUGUUGCUGCUCAAAUAUUUCAUCCCAAAAUUAUUGCUUUUAGUUUGAGUUACUGUAGAUCUGACAAGCAAUCUUGGGUUUAUACUUGACCAGAAAAAAUCGUUUUUUUUUUCUUCUGAGUUUAAUUAUUUUUUAGUUUGACAUUUAAGAUUUUAAUCGAAUUUGGGAAGUGGGUCUUUUCUAGAUUCUUCAGUUUAUGCUUAUGUGAAAAGGUAUUCGGAUUCCUUCCAAAUGCCUAUUGAUUUAAUGCCUCUAGUCUCCUCUUAAAAUCUCCACUUCUCUGCAUUUCCUCUUGGGGUUUUCCUUCCCCUGUUUUCUGUUCCUUCUGUGUAUCAAACAACUUUGGCGAAAUUCAUGGCUUCCCCGUUUGAAAGAACGGGAAGUUGAAAGUAGAAAGAGUGAGUUGCCCACCAAUUGUGAAGUUAUCUCUUCCCAUCGCAGUGUUCUGUGGUUAGAAAUGAUGAAGUGUGAGAUGGAAAUUCUUUCUCCACAGUCCUAUUGUACCAACUCAAAUUACUCAAAUUACUCAAAUUGGCUGCUUCAACAGAGCAAGAGCAGCGUUUGGACCAACGAAGAGAACAAGAUAUUUGAGAAUGCCCUCGCAGUGUAUGAUAAGGACACCCCUGAUCGAUGGCAUAAAGUAGCAGAAAUGAUCCCAGGGAAAACUGUGCUGGACGUGAUGAAGCAGUACAAGGAAUUGGAAGAUGAUGUCUGUGAGAUUGAAGCUGGUCGGAUACCGAUUCCUGGUUAUCGUACCUCUUCUUUCACAUUGGAGUGGGUGAACGAUAGUGGUUUUGAUGGGUUAAAACAAGGCUAUGGUCCUGGUGGGAGAAGGUCUUCUUCCACAGGUCGUCCUGAUCAGGAAAGGAAGAAGGGAGUGCCAUGGACAGAAGAAGAGCACAGGUUGUUCCUUAUGGGUCUCAAAAAAUAUGGCAAAGGAGACUGGAGAAAUAUUUCCAGGAAUUUUGUGGUUUCAAGGACCCCAACCCAAGUGGCUAGCCACGCUCAGAAGUACUAUAUAAGGCAAGUUUCUGGAGGGAAGGAUAAGAGAAGAUCCAGCAUACAUGACAUCACAACUGUUAAUAUCACAGAAUCUAGGCCAACUUCACCAGAAAACAAACAUCAAUCUGGAGAUCAGACUAGUGUACGUUCUCAGCAGUCCAAUGUGGUUAGCACCACACCCAAAACAUUAUUUGAUUGGAACCAACCCAGCAAUGGAUCACCAGGCAUGAUUUUCAACUCACAUGGCAACAUGAUCAUGCAUUCUCCUUAUGGUAUGACACCUUAUGGGAUUAAGCUACAAGGUCAAAAUCAACGCAGAGAGGCUGGAUCUCACAACAUGGUGUUUCAAAUGCAGUCCUCAAGAUUCCAUCCUCAUGGAUAGGGUAGAGUUGUUUUGGGUUUGGAAAUGACAAAUGUCAUUUUGUUCAGUAUAGGAGUGUUCUUUCUGUGUUUUUGUUGUCGUUUUUAUGUGAAUAUUGGGACUCGAAGUAGUAGUUUAUAGUAUGUGAUCUUCAGUAAAUAGGAUUUAUAUUGUGCAUCUAUUUGAAAUUGUGAACUUUGGAAUGGAAGAGAAGAUUCCCAAACUUGGGUUCUGUUUGCA
Molecule: messenger RNA, 2051 nt
Organism: Macadamia integrifolia
Lineage: Eukaryota; Viridiplantae; Streptophyta; Magnoliopsida; Proteales; Proteaceae
Product: transcription factor DIVARICATA-like
Exons: 2
Coding region: 906-1832 (308 amino acids)
Molecular function (GO): DNA binding
Source: RefSeq, a predicted model, not a curated record